AGGAACAGGCAGCAGCACAACCCCAUGUGAGUCGUGACCCUUCUAUAUAGAUCUCCAAAAUCCCACCUCUCUCUCUUGGAUCUCCUUUUGUGAAGAAAAAAGAAAAUGGCAAGAUCACAGAAUUUGGUGGUACUGUUGCUGGCUUUGACAAGCCUAUGCAUUGGCUUGGUUUCUGCAGAUUGGAACAUACUGCAUUUCCCCAAAAGGAAAAGCAUUCUUUCUGGUGGCAGUGGCUUGAAGAAUUACUGUGAGAGUUGGAGGAUGAAUGUGGAGCUCAACAACAUUAGAGGGUUCGAGGUUGUUCCCCAAGAGUGUGUGAGCUACAUCAAGCAUUACAUGACAUCGGCUCAGUACGAGUCGGAUUCGGAGAGGACGAUGGACGAGGUUCGGCUGUAUUUGAGCAGGUGUUGCAGCUUACAUGGUGAUGGUAAAGAUGCUUGGAUCUUUGAUGUUGAUGACACUCUUCUUUCCACCAUUCCUUACUACAAAAAACAUGGUUUUGGUGGAGAGAAAUUGAACACAAGUUCAAUGGAAGCAUGGAUGGGAGAGAGCAAGGCACCAGCUUUGGAGCACACACUGAAGCUCUUCCAUGAAAUCAAAGACAAGGGAGUCAAGAUCUUCCUCAUCUCUUCAAGAACAGAAACCUUAAGAUCUCCCACUGUUGAUAACCUCAUCAAUGUUGGAUAUCAUGGAUGGACUGGUCUCAUAUUAAGGGGUCUUGAGGAUGAAUUGAUGGAAGUGCAAAAGUUCAAGACUGAAGCAAGGAAAAGAUUAGUAGAUGAAGGCUAUCACUUUUGGGGAAUCAUUGGAGAUCAAUGGAGCAGUUUGGAGGGACUUCCAAAUGCUAAGAGGACUUUCAAGCUCCCAAAUUCCAUGUAUUAUCUUCCCUAAUUAACUAAUUAAUCAAUUGAUUUAUGUAUAUUGAGUUAAGGGAGUUUUAUAUAA
Messenger RNA from Tripterygium wilfordii, 945 nucleotides. Its product is annotated as acid phosphatase 1-like. The record is from RefSeq and is a predicted model, not a curated record. NCBI's taxonomy places the organism in Eukaryota, Viridiplantae, Streptophyta, Magnoliopsida, Celastrales, Celastraceae. The transcript is spliced from 3 exons. Gene Ontology annotation, molecular function: acid phosphatase activity. Bases 106 to 891 code for a protein of 261 amino acids.